AGUCACACUCUCUACACUAAACCCCUGAACCCUAUCGAGAGAGGAGUUAGUAGAGAGAGCGCAGCUCAACAACAAAUAAAAACCAAAGAGAUGAGACCACCACGUGGCGGCGGUAGCUUCAGAGGAAGGGGAGGAAGAGAUGGCGGUGGAGGACGUUUCGGUGGCGGCGGCGGACGCGGAGGAGGAGGACGUUUUGGUGGUGGCGGCGGACGCGGAGGAGGUGGACGUUUUGGUGGUGGUGGUGGAUAUCGUGACGAAGGACCUCCCAGCGAAGUCAUUGAAGUUGCGACCUUUGUGCAUGCUUGUGAGGGUGAUGCUGUGACCAAGCUCUCACAAGAGAAGAUCCCUUACUUCAAUGCCCCGAUCUACCUUGAAAACAAGACUCAGAUUGGGAAAGUUGAUGAGAUCUUUGGUCCCAUUAACGAAUCUCUGUUUUCUAUCAAGAUGAUGGAAGGUAUCGUAGCUACCUCGUAUGCUCAAGGGGAUAAGUUCUACAUCGACCCUGCUAAGCUUUUGCCUCUAGCAAGGUUCCUUCCACAACCAAAGGGACAAUCUGGAGGUGGUCGUGGAAGAGGCAGAGGUGCUCCUAGGGGACGUGGUGGAUUCUCCUCCAGAGGUGCUCCGAGGGGCCGUGGAGGAUUCUCCUCAAGAGGUGCUCCCAGGGGCCGUGGUGGAUUCUCCUCCAGAGGAGGCCGAGGGAGAGGAGGAUACUAAUAAAUCUUAUUUCUAUCCUUUGUUUGUAAUUUUGCUUUUAAAUCUCUUGGAUAAUGAAGAAUGCUUUUUAAGAAGAAACCAUGACAUUGAGAUGAUUGUAUUUCCAGAUUCUAGUUUCUGUUACUUUGGUUUGUUAAAGAGGAUUAGAGAUUGUCUCGUUUUA
Raphanus sativus (radish) is the source of this 877-nucleotide messenger RNA. Its product is annotated as putative H/ACA ribonucleoprotein complex subunit 1-like protein 1. The transcript is spliced from 4 exons. The record is from RefSeq and is a predicted model, not a curated record. Lineage: Eukaryota; Viridiplantae; Streptophyta; Magnoliopsida; Brassicales; Brassicaceae. Bases 91 to 714 code for a protein of 207 amino acids. Gene Ontology annotation, biological process: ribosome biogenesis; snoRNA guided rRNA pseudouridine synthesis. Gene Ontology annotation, cellular component: box H/ACA snoRNP complex. Gene Ontology annotation, molecular function: box H/ACA snoRNA binding.